This is a messenger RNA of Caenorhabditis elegans, 1895 nucleotides long. It is a transcript of the gene crh-2, whose product is annotated as CREB homolog crh-2. The coding region runs from base 191 to 1246 and encodes 351 amino acids. Gene Ontology annotation, molecular function: DNA-binding transcription factor activity. Gene Ontology annotation, cellular component: nucleus. Lineage: Eukaryota; Metazoa; Nematoda; Chromadorea; Rhabditida; Rhabditidae. The transcript has 8 exons. The record is from RefSeq and is marked reviewed. Gene Ontology annotation, biological process: regulation of DNA-templated transcription.
GUUUAUCAAAUUAGCGUCCCCCCAUCUUUGUAUCUUUCUCCCCUUGUUGAGUUGCUGCCGCCUGCCCCACCUGUCAGUGGGGAGGAAAAAGAAACAAGAAUAAGAACAGUAUCACAUUAUUCUGGCUCUAACUUUUCCCUCACAUCUCCGUCAGAUUACUGUAAAUAUUGUACCACCAACAACUGUAACUAUGAACUCUUCGUCAUCUCGUUCAUCAAUGUCAAUGCCAAUGCCAAUGGAUAUGCCACAGAUGCAUAUGGGAAUGAACAAUAACUGUGAAAUGAACCAAAUGAUGCAUCCGAUCCCAAAUUUCCCUAUGAAAUGGGAACCAUGUACUCCACCUGACGAAAAGCCUCAUCCUUCUAUGCUAUUUCCUCCACUAUCUGGAAUUUUCAAUCAGUCACGUCACAGUAGCACUGGGGAAGACUAUCACGGAUCAUCAUCGGGAAGCCCAUCGUCGUCACUUUCAUCGCCGAACGAAUUCAAGGAUGAGCCUCUCGGACUCGAUGUUCAUUUUGGAAAUUCACUUUUCAAUGCUCCGUUCAGUCCGUCGGCCACAUCGUCGCACAGCCCGUCGUCUUACGGAAUGAUGCACGGAAGUCACUCAAUGGCUUCGCAUCAGCUCCACCAACAACAACUGUCUCCUUUACCAUCCGUGGCUCAUUUCUCCCAUAGUCACCAUCUUCAGCAUCAUGUGGUUCAGCAUCCAUCUCAGGCUUCACUGCAAAUGAACAUGAACCAAAUAUUCUCCGGUCCCAGUCACCAAUACGCUUCUUCAAGUGUCCCGCACACUUUCCUCUUCAAGGAUUCAACAAUUUAUGAAGGAAUGGGUGGCAUGGGUUUGGCGGCCGCUCAGCAGCAGUUGAAAGCGAGAAACAAGAUGCACGAAAUGGCUAUUCGACAACAUCUAAUCACUGAUCAGAAUAUAACUGCCAAUGGAGACUUGGUGUUGUCAGCAGAAGAGCGACGAACUCUUGUUCAAGAAGGCUAUUCAAUUCCACAGAAAUACCCACUGACAAAAAGUGAAGAGGAAUCCUUGAAGAUUGUUCGUCGUAAAAUCAAGAACAAGCUUUCUGCACAAGAAUCUCGCCGAAAAAGAAAGGAGUACAUUGAUGCCCUUGAGGGUCGAUUGCACUGUUUUAGUGAGGAGAACAAAUCCCUUAAAAAGCAAGUUCACCAAUUGGAAGCAUCAAAUCGUGAUCUUCAGCAGAAGCUGCAUCAAUACGAAAGUAAAGAAAAAAUGUAGUUUCUCCCAAUGUCCCUCAUAUUUUUAUCUCGCUCCAUUCUCUUCAAAAACACGAGUAUUUUCUCCCAUUCCCUUGAUAUUGCACCCCUUUAAUAAGUCCAGUGAAUUAGAUAAUUUUUAUAUACAAUUUUUUCAAACGUUAAUCGUAUGUUAUCAGGGAAUGCAGUAUAAUUGCCACGCAAAAAAUUGUUUUUCUACGAUCAAUAGGUAAACCAUUUUCUCCCUAGGGUAAACCAUUUUCUCCCCCUUUCGUGUAUUUUCUGUGAUAUUUCAUUGUGUCCUCCGCCUCUCCCUCAAAAGGCCUUCAGUUUUGAAUUGUUCCAGUUUUAACCGCUUUUCAUCACUCAUGUUACAUUGAAUGAUUCUUGUAACAUCUCCUUUUUCUGUAAAUCAUAGCCUGGGUAUUAAUUAUAAGAGUAGAACAUGAUUUCUUCAAAAGAAAACAUUUUCACUCAAUUUUCCAACUGAUCGGUUUCUAUUAAUUUCUUCUUGUUGAUUUUACUCUUUCUUGGGACACUGAUUCUACCUCCUUGCAUAAUUACCCAUCUAUAUGCUUCCUUUUUAUGUAAUUUUCAUGAAAAUACAACCACCCACUCCAUCACAUUCUGCUCCCUCAAAUGUUAUAGAUAUAAAUUAUUGAUUUUAAAUU